This is a messenger RNA of Racocetra persica, 155 nucleotides long. Lineage: Eukaryota; Fungi; Glomeromycota; Glomeromycetes; Diversisporales; Gigasporaceae. The record is from the annotation of a GenBank genome assembly.
AAUCUGAAAAUCUAAUAAUUGAAUUAAAACUUUCAUUAUGUACUAUUUAUCUAUCAGGAUAUGAAUUUAGUAAUCAUGAACUAGGUGCAUGGAGAACUAUAUUACACACUGCUAGCACAACUAAUAUAACUCCUUGGUCACUAGAAGAAUCAGAA